This is a messenger RNA of Hyla sarda, 3197 nucleotides long. It is a transcript of the gene MLH1, whose product is annotated as mutL homolog 1. Gene Ontology annotation, biological process: mismatch repair. The record is from RefSeq and is a predicted model, not a curated record. Lineage: Eukaryota; Metazoa; Chordata; Amphibia; Anura; Hylidae. Gene Ontology annotation, molecular function: ATP hydrolysis activity; mismatched DNA binding; ATP binding. Bases 201 to 2462 code for a protein of 753 amino acids. Gene Ontology annotation, cellular component: MutLalpha complex. The transcript is spliced from 19 exons.
UAUAGCACAGAUACGUUUGUCAGUACAAUCUCUGGCGGGGACACACCCCGUCAUUUCUGAUUGGUGUACAGCAUACUGCUCUGGAGCUUCUGAUUGGUGUGCGCUUCUUGUUGCGGUAUAACCCUGAGGUAGCGCGAAGCGCGCCAAUCUCAGUACACGUGACCGUGUUGUAUGGCACGGAGGGGCUGGGGGCCGCUACCAUGUCUCCCACUGCCGGAGUCAUCCGCCGCCUGGAUGAGAUUGUGGUGAAUAGAAUUGCAGCGGGGGAAGUCAUUCAGAGACCCGCCAAUGCUAUCAAGGAAAUGAUAGAGAACUGCUUAGAUGCCAAGUCAUCAACUAUCCAAGUGACUGUUAAAGAAGGUGGCAUGAAGCUAAUUCAGAUUCAGGACAAUGGUUGUGGAAUUAGGAAAGAAGACAUGGAGAUAGUAUGCGAGCGAUUCACAACUAGUAAAUUGCAGUCAUUUGAAGAUUUGUCAAGUAUUUCUACAUAUGGCUUUAGAGGGGAGGCCUUGGCAAGUAUCAGUCACGUGGCUCAUGUUACAAUUACCACAAAGACAGCAGAUGGAAAAUGUGCAUACAGAGCAAGUUAUACAGAUGGGAAGCUCAAAGCUCCUCCAAAACCUUGUGCUGGCAAUCAGGGGACACAGAUAUCGGUUGAAGACUUAUUUUAUAAUAUCUCUACAAGGCGGAAAGCUCUCAAGAGUGUGAGUGAAGAACAUGCAAGAAUAGUGGAAGUAGUAAGCAGGUAUGCCAUCCACAAUUCAGGUAUAAGCUUCGCUGUUAAGAAGCAAGGGGAGACCAUGGCUGAUGUGAGAACAUUAUCAAAUGCAACAACUGUUGACAAUAUCAGGACCGUAUUUGGAAAUGCUGUGAGCAGGGAGUUAAUUGAAGUGGGAUGUGAAGAUACAAAGCUGGCCUUUAAAAUGAAAGGCUAUGUAACCAAUGCAAACUAUUCUAUGAAGAAAUGUAUUUUUCUCUUGUUUAUAAAUGCAAGACUUGUGGAAUCAGCUGCCUUGAAAAAAGCCAUAGAGAUGGUUUAUGCUGCCUAUUUGCCAAAGAACACUCAUCCAUUUCUGUAUCUGAGCUUAGAAAUAGCCCCACAGAAUGUUGAUGUAAAUGUUCACCCAACAAAGCAUGAAGUGCAUUUUCUGCAUGAAGAAAGUAUAAUUGAACGAGUUCAGCAGCACAUAGAAAGCAAACUGCUGGGAUCAAAUUCAUCCAGGAUGUACUUCACACAGACAUUGCUGCCUGGAUUAUCUAUAUCUGCUAGUGAAGUGCUGAAGCCUACCUCCAGUUCAUCAGCUGCAGUUCACAAGUCUGGUGAUAAAGUGUAUGCCCAUCAAAUGGUGCGUACAGAUGCCAGAGAGCAAAAGUUGGAUGCCUUUCUUCAGCCUCUACCAAAACCGCAGUCCUGCAGUGUCCAAGAAACCCAUAUUGAGGAAAAAGAAAAUGAAGCCAAUCCAGAAUUCAGCACUACAGAAACAUUGUGUGAUCUUGAAAUGCUUGAGUCUUCUGAUUUAAUGACCUCUUUUGAAGAAAGUGACAUUUUUAAAGACAAUGCUGAUAAAUGUGAAGCAAGUACAUCAUAUGGUGCACUACCCAGGAAGAAAAGACCACGUGUAGAAUCUGAUGUGGAAAUAAAUGAUGCCGAGAUAGACAGGACAAUGACUGCAGCCUCAACCCCAAGAAGGAAGGUUAUCAAUUUAACCAGUGUGUUGACUUUGCAGAAGGCCAUUGAAGAAAAUGCUCACAAAAGUCUCCAGGACAUGUUGCGGAAUCACUCAUUUGUGGGAUGUGUAAAUCCACAGUGGGCACUAGCUCAGUAUCAAACAAAACUCUACCUUCUAAAUACCACAAAGUUAAGUCAAGAACUCUUCUAUCAAAUACUUAUUUAUGAUUUUGGAAAUUUUGGCAUAAUGAGAUUAUCUGAGUCAGCACCAAUAUAUGAAUUAGCCAUGCUAGCCUUGGAUAGUCCUGAGAGUGGUUGGACAGAAGAAGACGGCCCUAAAGAAGGACUUGCUGAAUACAUUGUCCAGUUCCUUCAGAAGAAAUCUGAAAUGUUAAAAGAUUAUUUCUCCUUGGAAAUAGAUGAGAGAGGCAAUCUUGCAGGGCUACCACUCCUGUUGGACAACUAUAUUCCACCAAUGGAAGGAUUACCAAUGUUUAUCUUACGACUGGCCACUGAGGUGAACUGGGAUGAUGAGAAAGACUGUUUUGAAAGUUUCAGCAGAGAAUGUUCUAUGUUUUACUCUAUUAGAAAGAAGUAUAUACUAGAAGAGUCUACCAGUUCUGAGGACAAGGAUUUGGAAACGGAUAAACCUUCCUGGAGAUGGACAACUGAACACAUUUUGUACAAAGCUUUUCGAAUGCAUCUACUACCUAGAAAAGAGUUUGCUGAAGAUGGAAGUGUCUUACAGCUGGCAAACCUCCCAGAUUUGUACAAAGUAUUUGAAAGAUGUUAGCAGUGUUUUUGUUUUUUUUGUUAAUGUAUAUAAUUGUUUCUUAUAUCUUGAUCUUAAUAGAAUGAAGUAAGUCGAAUAUCUAUGCAACAAACUACAUCCUUUUUGAAAAUAUAUAAAGUAGCUGUGAAUAACUGUUUGUUUCAGCAAGGCUUCUGGAAAAUAAAUAAACUAUAUAACUUUUUUUUACUCAUCUAAAUGUUCAGUGUGCGGACACCUCUGUCCGUGUCAGGAACUAUCCGGAGGAGAUGUUUCCUAUCUGGAUUUGCUCCUACUCUGGACCAGGGCUGGAUUAAGAGCAUCAUGGGCCUGUUGCUGAGGAUUUUGAUGGGCCAAAAAGUGGCCACGACCCAUCAGCUGCAUUGCGGCCAUUUGUGGGUCACAGUGUGACUCAAUUUACUUACAUUAUGUGCGACACAGCACGAUGCAUACAAUGUGAGGUAGGUAGCCUGGUAGAUAUGUAGCUAGCUAUAAAAUACACUAACCAAAAUGUCCCCAUAGCCAUUAUUUUAUAGCAUUCACUCCUUAACGAUGCAGGACUUAUAUUUAGGUCCUGUGUCGGCUCCCGCGAGAACGCAGGGUCACUCAGUGACCCCGCGUCAUAUCGGGUCGGGACCCGCGGCUAAUACAGGACAUCGCGGUGAUGCCCUUUAUUAACCCUUCAGACACGGCGAUCAAAGUUGACCGCCACGUUUGAAGGGAAACUGACAGUGUCCCGGCAGCUCAGUCGGGCUGUUC